CCUCCAUUUGUUUUCGCGAAAAUUAAAAAAACAAAACAAACACCCCAAAACCGGCCCCGUUCUCUCUCUCUCACAAAAAAAAACCCAAACCCCCGUUGCGCCUUCGAACCCCCCGCCACCAACUCUAAACUCGCCGACCCUGGAGGUGGCCGGCGGAGGUCGUCGCCGCCCCUGGAGGUCGCCCCAUUCUCUCUUUCUCUCGCACAUCAAAAAACCCCUGUCGAAGGUCGUCGCCGCCCCUGAAUCUCUCCACAAGAGCCAGACCAUCACCGACAACACCGUGACCAUCCUUGGAUCCUUCGAUCACCGCCUCUCCGCCCUCGAGGCCGCCAUGAGACCGACUCAGGUUCGGACGCACGCGAUUCGGAGGGCGUAUGAGAAUAUUGAUAAGACGCCUAAGUCGGCUGAGGUUAUUCUCGGUCAGUUUGAUCUCACGCGUCAAGUAGCUGGUGUUAUGGGUUAAUCUCAGAAAAACCCCCUGACAUAUUUUAAUUCGAAUAGAAUGGACCCCUUUAAACUGUGGGUGUUUUUCAAAUAACCCGUGACGUUUUUUAUUCCACUACAAAUUUGGAAAUCCCAAUAUCCCACUCCAAAUUUGGGGGUGUUCCGAUGAAACCCUUGUUCCCUCCAAUUUGGAGACUAUCUUCAUCUUCCAUCAUUAUACGUAGGACUCAAGUUUUCUUCAGAUUAUAUCACCACGUAAAGAAACCCAUUAGCCUAUCUCACCUUCAUCCCUACACUUCUCCAUUAAAUUCCUCUGAGAAACCCAAGUACCCAUUUCUCUAUUUAUUGGAUUCUUGCACUGAUCCUUUCUCGGUAAAGAAAAUCCACACCCAUCUCAUUGUUCAUGGCCUCACCCAAAUCCUCCCUUUUCAAACUAAGCUGUUGAGCUCGUAUGGUUCUUUGGGGAACACUAAGUAUGCACGCUUGGCGUUCGAUAGAAUUCCGAGCCCAGAUCUCUAUUCAUGCAAAGCAAUGCUAAAAUGUUAUGUCAUGAAUGGUUGCUUUGAUAAAUCCAUUGGGUUUUAUUGGUACAUGAGAGAAUGUGAUGUUGAGUACGAUAAUGUUGUCUUCUCUCUCCUGCUUAAAGCUUGCAUCAAGUUGGUUGACCUCGAUGAGGGGAAGAAGCUACAUUGUCUUGUAGUUAAAGUUGGAAAUCCCGAUAUUUUCUUACUGAAUGUUUUUGUUGAUAUGUAUGCAAAAUGUGGAGACUUGGAUUCUUCUGUGGGAGUGUUUGAGGAAAUUCCUCAUCCAAAUGUAGUUUCUUGGGCUUCGGUCAUAACGGGUUGCAAUCAGAAUUAUCGCCCAGAAAGUGGAUUGCUUCUUUUUAAUCGCAUGAGAUUGGCUGAUAUUGAACCAGAGGAGCAUAUAAUGGGAAGCUUGCUCACAUCAUGUUCGAUGGUAGAGUCUCCACAUCAAGGAAAGUGGAUUCAUGGUUUCGUAUUGAAAACUGGAAUGUGCAUGAACGCUUUUGUGGCUACUUCAGUGUUGGAUAUGUAUAUCAAAUGUGGAGAAGUUACCGAUUCUCGGGCCUUUUUUGAUGAGCUUGACGACAUCGAUCUUGUUCUAUGGACUGCCAUGAUUGUUGGCUACACUCAGAAAGGAUUCCCAAGUGAGGCAUUGAAGUUGUUUUGUGAUAAGAAAUGGGCAGGCUUAGUUCCUAAUUCUGUUACCUUAUCAACUGCCCUCUCUGCUUCUGGUAAAUUGUGUAUGUUGCAUUUGGGUAGAUCAACUCAUGUGCUAGUGUUCAAACUAGGCCUUGAAGAGGUAGAAGAGGUGGGAAACUCUCUUGUUGAUAUGUAUGCAAAGUGUGGUGCCAUUUCCGAAGCUGACUGUGUGUUUAAGAGAAUACUUAACAAAGAUGUUGUCACAUGGAACGCAAUGAUUUCAGGCUACGCACAGAAUGAUUUUGGGCAUGAAGCCUUGGAACUUUUUAAUCAAAUGAGAUUAGAUGGUUGCUUGCCCGAUGCUAUCACUGUGGUUAGCGCUCUCUCAGCGUGUGUUUGUUUAGGAGCUCUAUGCACUGGUACUUCAUUCCAUUGUUAUGCAGUGAAGCAAAAUUUUCUAUUUAAUGUCUAUGUCAGUACAGCUCUUCUGAACCUUUAUAAUAAAUGUGGGGACUCGUUCUCAGCUCGUAGAGUCUUCGAUGAUACAAGAAAUAAAAACACCGUGACUUGGUCUGCGAUGAUGGGUGGAUAUGGGAUGCAAGGGGAUCCUGCAGGAUCUCUUGAUCUCUUUAGCAAAAUGUUGGAGGAAGAGUUGAAACCAAAUGAUGUAACAUUUACUUCUAUUUUAUCAGCUUGUAGUCAUGCUGGUUUAGUUGAUGAAGGCCAAAAGUACUUUGAGAGAAUGACACAAAAGCACAACAUAGCCCCAUCAAAGAAGCAUUAUGUUUGUAUGGUAGAUAUGCUAGCUAGAGCAGGGAAGGUCGAAGAAGCUUUGAAAUUUGUAGAAAGAAUACCUGUUGGAACUCACGUUAGUGUGUGGGGGGCUUUGCUUAAUGGAUGUAGACUGCAUUCGAGAUUGGAUAUCGGAGAAGUUGUAGUGAGAAGGAUGAUGGAAAUGGAACCGGAGAGUCCAGAUUAUUAUGUGUUGAUGUCUAAUUUGUAUGCGUCGGAUGGUAGAUGGGCUGAAGCAAAUAAGAUCAGAGAGUCAAUGAAGGAAAAAGGUAUGAGCAAGUCUCCAGGCUCUAGUAUCAUUAGUAUGGAUCAAGGUUCAGAUCGCCUUGCCUUAAACUUUUAGGACAUUUGGGAAUUUGUAAAAGGG
Molecule: messenger RNA, 2766 nt
Organism: Asparagus officinalis (garden asparagus)
Lineage: Eukaryota; Viridiplantae; Streptophyta; Magnoliopsida; Asparagales; Asparagaceae
Product: pentatricopeptide repeat-containing protein At2g03380, mitochondrial
Exons: 2
Coding region: 610-2742 (710 amino acids)
Biological process (GO): RNA modification
Molecular function (GO): protein binding; RNA binding
Source: RefSeq, a predicted model, not a curated record